Molecule: messenger RNA, 846 nt
Organism: Condylura cristata (star-nosed mole)
Lineage: Eukaryota; Metazoa; Chordata; Mammalia; Eulipotyphla; Talpidae
Gene: PNRC2
Product: proline-rich nuclear receptor coactivator 2
Exons: 3
Coding region: 398-820 (140 amino acids)
Biological process (GO): nuclear-transcribed mRNA catabolic process, nonsense-mediated decay
Cellular component (GO): nucleus; P-body
Source: RefSeq, a predicted model, not a curated record
GUCUGUAGAGGCAGGAGGAGGAGGUCGGGUCGGGGACGUGGAGGCCAUCAGCAGCUAGCUUCUGCGUGCUCGUGGGCUUUGUUCGUUCCGUACCUCGUCUCUCCCUUUAAAGGGAGGGGGGCUUCGACGCCGAGCAGAGGCCGCCGCCGCCGUAGUCCUGAGCUUGAAGUCGCUAGGACUUCUCUCCAACUUGGUGCGCUGAGGAGACUCAGAUGUUGGCCUCGGCGCCUAGGCUGAACUCAGCAGAUCGGCCCAUGAAAACUUAUGUAUUGAGACAAAGGAAAGGAUCUGUCAGAAAACAGCAUCUAUUAUCCUGGGCCUGGCAGCAAGGAAGAGGCCAGGUCGUGGAAAUCCUGCAAUCUGAAAAGCAGACUGAAAGGUGACAAAGAAGCUGAAGAUGGGUGGUGGAGAGAGGUAUAACAUUCCAGCCCCACAAUCUAGAAAUGUUAGUAAGAAUCAACAACAGCUUAAUAGACAGAAGACCAAGGACCAGAACUCCCAGAUGAAGAUUGUUCAUAAGAAAAAAGAGAGAGGACAUACUUAUAAUUCAUCAGCAGCUGCAUGGCAGGCCAUGCAGAAUGGGGGGAAGAACAAAAACUUGACAAAUAAUCAAAAUUGGAACUCUAGCUUACCAAGUCCCACCUCACUUUUUAAGUCUCAAGCUAAUCACCAGAACUACGCUGGAGCCAAAUUUAGUGAGCCACCGUCACCAAGUGUCCUGCCUAAGCCACCAAGCCACUGGGUUCCUGUUUCCUUUAAUCCUUCUGAUAAGGAGAUAAUGACAUUCCAACUUAAAACCUUACUUAAAGUACAGGUAUAAAAUAAAUGUACUAAUGUUAAACUUUA